Molecule: messenger RNA, 1451 nt
Organism: Dreissena polymorpha
Lineage: Eukaryota; Metazoa; Mollusca; Bivalvia; Myida; Dreissenidae
Product: U6 snRNA-associated Sm-like protein LSm1
Exons: 4
Coding region: 140-544 (134 amino acids)
Biological process (GO): deadenylation-dependent decapping of nuclear-transcribed mRNA
Cellular component (GO): Lsm1-7-Pat1 complex; P-body
Molecular function (GO): RNA cap binding
Source: RefSeq, a predicted model, not a curated record
GUGUUAAUAAAGUUUUUUUGUAAUAAAUACCGAUAGUAAUGAUAGAAAAUUGCGUUUCAAUGAAAGAAACGUGCUUUUUCCCAGAUACAUGAAAGCACUCUUUAUUAUUUUUAAAUUAUAAACAAGCAACUGCUUAAGAAUGAAUUACUUACCAGGGACGGCAAGUUUAAUAGAAGAAAUUGACAAGAAACUGCUGGUGGUUUUGAGGGAUGGACGUACACUGAUUGGAAUUCUUCGUAGUAUUGAUCAGUUUGCAAAUCUAGUGUUACAUCGGACAAUAGAGAGAAUACAUGUUGGUAAGAAGUAUGGCGAUAUCCCGCGAGGAAUCUUCAUAGUGAGAGGGGAGAAUGUAGUAUUGCUGGGGGAAGUGGACAUUGAAAAUGAGGGUAAGCUGCCACUGGAGGAGGUGCCCAUAGAUGACAUCCUGGAGAUGCAGCGGGAGGAGCAGAUAGUGAGGCAGGCCGAGGAGGAGCGUAAGAAGAAGGCCCUCAUAGACCGCGGCAUGCAGCCCACCACCAAUGAGUAUACGGACGAUAUGUAUUGAUGACAUGGGGGCUUGAACAUUGGGACAAAAAUGUGUGCACUUACGAUAUGUAUAUAUUGUUAUGUGCUUGUAAAAGUGGACAAAAAUUAGUCCACCUAUUCUGUGAGAUUCGCUUUGUGAAAAUUGGGCUUAAUGCAUGGGCGUAAAGUGUCGCCCCAGAUGAGCCUGUGCAGUAUGCACAGGCUAAUCAGGGACAAUACUUUCUGCUGUUAUUAUAUUUUUUGUUUAAAUGAAGUCUCUUCAAGGGAAAAUCAUGUUUAAGCGGCAACUUUCUUCCCUGAUAAGCAUGUGCGGACUGCACAGGCUAAUCUGGGAUGUACUUUAUGCACCUGCAUUGAGCCAGUGUUUCCCAGAGUGAGACACGUGUAUUGGUACUUGCUUGUAAAAAUGGACGAAAAUAAGUCCUCACAUUAUUAAUGUUUUGACACAUGCCUGCAAAAACCAGCCCACAACUUUACCCAACUUUGUUUUUGCUGCAAGAUGCAUUAAAAAGAAAUUGUUUGCUUGGGUUUGUUAAAAUUGAACAAAAGCAUUAUUCUGCUUUGAUUAUUCUGCAGGGUGCAGUAUAUUGCAAUCAGCGGCUUGAUAUUGUUAUGGGAGGGAUUUAAAGGCAAAGUUUGCUUAUGUAAAAAGGAACAACUUAAUGAUUCUGUGCUAUCACCUAUACAGUAUACAUGUAUAUUAACAUAAGAAUUUUGUAUUGAAUUAUGUAUUAAUUAAUUACCGGUAAAUAAGUAAGUAAUAAAUAUGACAGCCAAAUAUGCCUUUAUUCUUAUUGUGUUAGCAUAUUUAUACAAAAUGACUUUUGAACUGUAUAAUAAUACUUUUGACGUUUUGUAUGAAUUUUGACAUGAAAUGUUGUUGCAUAUAACUUGAGAUAUUUGCAAAAAUAAAGUUCUUAACGGUG